CGGAUGAUAACUACGCCUUUAAGAUGACUUCGGAAGCUUCUCAGUCGCUUUGUGUGAAGUUCAACAUCUCACAGAACCCAAAAGAUGUCCACCCUUUUCAUCUGACAGUUUCUGAACAGACCGCGGAGCGAUUUGACAUUGACACAGAUGAGAGCACUUUCGUUGCUGGAUUGCGAAAAGCCGGUGCUGAUGUUGACAGCGUUCUUCUAGUUUCGGUUCGCAUCCGAGGUCGUGGAAAUGACCGCAUUCCGUUUUUAGCAGACGACACUUUCGAAUCUUUUAAUGGGUUUCACGACCAUACAGUUGUGGUGUGGUGUACAGCUUCAUUCUUAGACCAUUAUGAAAUAGACAAGAAUGAUUUGUAUUUCAUUAAAACUCUUGACAUUUACUCUGUCCAAAAAGUUAUAAUUGGUGCCAAGAAUUCAGACAUUUUGCAGUGGACUCAGAAAGUGAAAUUUGGCGCUGGUCUGAUUGUUUCAGUUUGUCAAGAAAAAGUUCUUGUCCGAGAAAGUGAUAUUUUUUUGGCACCAUUUCCCAAGAUAUUCCUUGAAGAUCCUACCUUUGAUCAAGGGUAUUAUUUUGACCUCCAUGUAUUAGAAUGUGUACCAGUGUGUCAAGGCUUGCUCACAGUCAACACAGAAAUUGUCAUCAUUCUCAACAGUGAUGUGAAUAUUGAUGACCUACAUUUACACGAGUCGCAUGAAAAUGAACUGCUGGGCUCUAGGUCAAAAGUAAUAUCAACAAAGAAAAGUCUUGAUUUAGCGAUAUCCAACCUUUGCAUUUCAGACUUUUCCUCACCCCUUAGUAUGUUGUAUAGGAACAAAGAACCUUUGCUGAAUGGAGCAUGUGUAGAUGAUACAGAAACAUGUGAUCAUGAAAGUGCAUUAUCUGGUCAGUGUGACGGUAGGCUUGGAUAUGUGGCAGGAAAAUCUUCAGGUUUUGUUCUCCGUCCAAAUGUUUUACCCAAGAAGGAUCUGUGGCAUAAGCUGCUAUUCCAGAGGGACUCACAAGUGUCUUUUGAUCCUCUCUACAUCGCAGGAAUGUCAAGGUCAUUGAUGCUUAAACACGGACUGUUUGAUGGAGCUAUUGUUCGAGUGUCGUCCCUUGACCAUCAGCCAUCAUCAAAAGGGACUACUGUAAAUUCAAAAACCUCAGUUGAAGAUGCGGGAAGUGAUGUUGAUUGCCCCCAGCCUUCUGUUGGUUCUGGCAGAUAUUGCGUCCAGUCUGUUAGGAGCUACCAGAAUGCUCCAGUUAAACUGGCACAAGUCAAAAUGCUUAAGCGAGAGUUUGAUUCCAGUAAGGACGUCUACAUUUCCCCUCUUUUGUUAUUCAAUCUUCAGCCUUGCCCCUCAAGUUUGUCGUCACCACUUUGCGUGUUUGAAAAAUACUCAUAUCAGCACCACAGUGACACAAUGAGCUCAGUUAGUGAAUCAUGGGAUGUCAAACUGCCUUUUGCCAAAGAAGUCCAGAUUUCAUUGGUCAAUUCAGGAGAUUACAAUCCAUUGUCAUCUUUCACUGAGGCUCUAAAGAAAUAUUUCCAAGUACCAAGAACUGUUUCUGUUGGUGACGUGCUGGCUGUUAGGAGUGAAGAUGAUCCUCGAUUUUGUCAGAAUUUAGCUGAGGGUGCAGAGACAAGACAUCCAAUGAUAUAUUUUAAGGUCAUUCGAGUGGAACCCGAGCCAUGUGAUGGACAGACGUAUAUUGCAGAUGACAGACGCACAACACUUAUACAGGUUGGCAGUAUUCACAGUUACAUCCCAGCUCGACUGGAGAGCUACCUGUCAAAGGGAGAUCAUCUGUCCUACUGGGAAAAAACACACUUGAGCGGCUUGGAAAAGUACACAGAUAUGAUAGAGUCUCUAAUAUUGCCACAUUUGUCAUCUAGGAGUAGGCGUCAAUCUGGUGUAUCACCCUGUAUCCUGGUAACUGGCCAGGCAGCCGUGGGCAAGACCGCUGUGGUCAGCUGUGUCACAAGGAAGCUGGGGGCUACAGGUGUGAGCUGUAACACAUUGACAGGUGACACGGCAGGGGCUACAGAGGCUAGGCUGAAGAACACUAUAGAAUCAGCUGCCUUCUAUUCUCCAUGUGUUUUACUGCUUCAAAAUAUUCAUGUUCUUGGGAAAGACCGUGAAAGAAAUGUUGAAGAUACACGAGUGGCAAAAAGUUUUCAUGACAUGACAAAGCUACUUUCACUUGGAGAUUUCCCUGUUAUUGUUGUUGCAACAACCACACAUUCCAAACUUGUAUCACAUGAUAUGCAGCAAAGUUUUCUUCACCAUGUGGCUAUAGAGGUGCCCUCAGAACGUGAAAGAUCUAAGAUGAUACAGGGUCUGUUAGCAGAGACCAACUUCUCGUCUGAUAUUGAUCCGGCUCACAUUGCUCAGAGAACAGCUGGAUUUGUUCUAGGGGAUUUUGUAGCCUUGUUGGCUGUAGUGAAGAAAGCAGCCAUCACAAGGAUCUGCAAGCAGUGCCGAGUGUGGCCGACAGAGGCUCAGGAAGAGGCUUUGAGGUCAGCUGGGGUUAAAGUUCAGAUGUUGGACAUUCUCCAGGCCCUGGAUACCCUUCAAUCUGCCCACUCCAGCUCCUUGGGGUCACCAAACAUUCCCGACGUGAGAUGGGAAGACAUUGGUGGAUUGGCCAAUGUAAAAACCGAGAUCCUGGACACGAUCCAGCUGCCAUUACAACACCCGGAGCUCCUGGCUGCUGGUCUUCGCAGAUCAGGUGUUUUGCUGUAUGGCCCCCCUGGCUCAGGGAAAACACUGCUGGCCAAAGCUGUUGCCACAGAGUGUUCACUUAAUUUCUUAAGUGUAAAAGGCCCUGAGCUGAUCAACAAGUAUAUUGGUCAGAGUGAAGAAAAUGUGAGAGAAGUGUUCAGCCGUGCACGGGAUGCAAGCCCGUGCGUGAUAUUCUUUGAUGAGUUGGACAGUCUGGCCCCCAAUCGAGGCCGUAGUGGGGACUCGGGGGGUGUCAUGGAUAGAGUGGUGUCCCAAAUGCUGGCAGAGCUUGAUGGAUUACACAAGUCACUGGAUGUGUUUGUGAUCGGAGCAACAAACAGACCAGACCUGCUUGAUCCAGCCUUACUCCGUCCAGGGAGAUUUGACAAACCGCUCUUCUUAGGGGUCAGUACUGAUAAAAAGUCUCAGGUGAAAAUUUUGGAGGCAUUAACAAGGAAGUUUACCUUCGAUGCAGACGUCAACCUUCAAAUUGUGGCAGAGCAAUGUCCAAUGACUUUGACUGGAGCUGACUUCUAUGCCCUGUGCUCUGAUGCCAUGUUAAAUGCUGUGAAGAGAAAAAUAGAUGAACUUGAAGCAGGAAAGACAGUUGACCAGAGCUCAGUGGCAGUAAGGCAGGGAGACUUUCUAACGGCCUUGAGUAAACUCAGUCCAUCGGUAUCUGAGGCAGAGCUUCGCCGUUAUGACCAACUCAGGAAAUCCUUAGCAGCUCGAAAAUAAACGCUGCUGUUUGAGGGAGACAAUUAGAGGGAACAAUCACAGUUUUCCCGCUUUAUUAGAUAUUCCUACCACUGUAUCAAAACAAUCAACACAAUAAACAAUGAGUGAUUUAUACUUGUGCAGGAUAUGAGAAAAUAUCAUGCUGUGAUGUGAAAAAAUCUGUUGACGUGUGAUUAAAUCAGUGUGUGUGAAGAUAUAAUAAUGAAGACCGCUGCUUAUGUCAGUGUCGUGUUUAUGGAAAUGAGGCUUUAUAUCCAUAUUUGUUAUACGAAAGUACAUUUUAGAGGUCACAAGUGAAACUGCCAAGACAACAUGAAUUACUUUUGGGACAUUUUGGUUUCUCUGUGAAGGUCUCUUAUGUAGUACUCUGCUCCAUAUAUUCAGCAAUCCAUAAAGAUAUAUCAGAUGAGUUGAAGUGGAUGUGGUUGAAAUAUACAUGGACCAAAUAUUGUUUGUACUAAAGUCUUUUGCUUCAUGUCAGAUGAAUCACCCCAUUUGGAUGAAAUCCGGCAUUUCUGUGAUAUUACAAUACGGUAUUAAGAACCUGAUUAUUACAGGAGUGGUACUGAUAGACAUUAGUGUCACAGUUUGUGCUACACGUUAGCCACAUGUUAAUCCGUGAUCUGGUUUAUGGAUUAAUUCAUAUGUUGGAAAAUUUUACAGUGAUCAUGGUUUUGUGUUGUACUUGUAACUGUGGUUGUGUCAAAAUGUAUCCAUGAUACAGAGGUGCAACCUGAUGUGACGUGACUAAACAAGAACUGAAACAAGGACGUGUAUUUGUUGAUUUUGUUUCUGUCUCUGUUCUCAUUUGUUUGAGAUUACCAAUCUGUAAAUGUCUGAUGCAACUACUCAAGAUUUACUCAAACUGAAACAAAGCAGUACAAUUAUAUGGCACCCAUAAUAUAAUAUUUGUUGUCAUUUGGGUUUUUAUGUCGUUAAUCACAUGGCAGAGACCAUCAUCAGGUCAGUCCAUGCAGAAACAUUCAAAAGAGAUUCAUGCAUGGUGGCUAACUUUGAUGAAUUUAUUAAAUAUAUCUCCAUUUGAAUAGAAAGCCUAUUCAGAAUGAACAUUGCUGUAAAUAUUUUACUGGUGCUCCCACCAGUUAAGUCUUAGUGACAAUAAGAAGUCGACAAAGCUCGUGGCAGUUUUCUCAUUCCAAGAUUCAUUGAAGACCACUUGCCUUCCACCAUAAUUGUGUACAUAUCUGUAUGUCACAUGCGAGACAGUUUAUCAGUACUCUGUCGAGGGCCGAUGGUCACUGGUUUCCGUCACCCAUACAAGUGUCUGCCACUGACGUGAAAACUUCCUGAGUAUGGCAAUAAACAACAAGCAAAUAAAUAAAAUUUUAUUUUGUUGA
Molecule: messenger RNA, 4810 nt
Organism: Liolophura sinensis
Lineage: Eukaryota; Metazoa; Mollusca; Polyplacophora; Chitonida; Chitonidae
Product: peroxisomal ATPase PEX6-like
Exons: 20
Coding region: 24-3452 (1142 amino acids)
Biological process (GO): protein import into peroxisome matrix
Cellular component (GO): cytosol; peroxisomal membrane
Molecular function (GO): ATP hydrolysis activity; ATP binding
Source: RefSeq, a predicted model, not a curated record